Penicillium daleae is the source of this 1203-nucleotide messenger RNA. RefSeq lists its product as uncharacterized. The transcript has 3 exons. Lineage: Eukaryota; Fungi; Ascomycota; Eurotiomycetes; Eurotiales; Aspergillaceae. The record is from RefSeq and is a predicted model, not a curated record. The coding region runs from base 1 to 1203 and encodes 400 amino acids.
AUGGAAGACACGAUUGUUCCCUUGUUAUUCAAUUCCUAUCUGUACUUGCCGAAAGACCCUCACAUUCGCGAUGGGUUCAUGGAAAUUCUGCCCGGAAUGUUUUCAAAUACCCAGCCCGGAUCAUAUCUUCAUACCAGCACUUUGGCUGUUGCGUUCUUUACGGUGGCUGCAUGGACCGGGCAAGCCCCGUUACUGCGCGCUUCAGAGCGGUACUUCACCAAGGCCUUGCCGAAAAUUCGAGAUGCUCUGCGCACGAACGACGACUCGGAGUUUGAUAAUAUUCUGGUAUCUAUUCUUUUACUAUCCACAUAUGAGGAAUUCGUGGCCAUCAAAGACUGGGAAAUGCCUCUUAAAGCUCACCUGAGGGGCGCAAUAGCUCUAAUAAACGAGAAAAGGACUAAAAGAAUGGAUUCUCAAUCUUCAACAAUCUACGAUGCCGUGGAAUCACAAAUCAUCAAGACCACUCGAGGUCUGGAUAACCCAAUGGUUCCAACACCACAGGUCUGGCCAUUGUCUCAGACUGCUAGCAUGCCUCCCUCGCCGCGUGCUCUACUUUCCUCUGCCGCAUCGGAACUCGUCAAUCUACGAUCCGCAUGGGAGCGGAUGAUGAGCCAGCCAGCUAUGGAAGAAGAAGCCACUACAAUCCUUGGCAAAGCCAAUGAACUUGAUAUAAAGCUCAUUUCGUGGUCAUACCAGGUCCCACCGCACUGGAUGCCAGUCGCUGCAACCAUAAUUCCCCAGUGUGUUCGAAAUGCGGGAAUCUGGCACAACCGAUGUGACUGCUACUCGAGUAUGUGUAUUGCAGCGACAUGGAAUACAUUCCGUGACUGUCGCCUUGUUCUACAAACCAUCAUGCUCAGUUGCCUGCGCAUACUCUACUUGCAAGAUCCCGGCUGCAGACGGGUCACUGCAAUUCAGGAUACAAUCCGCGGUAUUGCGGAUGACAUAUGUGCAACCGUACCAUUCUUCCUCGGUAGUCAAAGCGAAUCUAUUCGCAUGAAAUAUGGUCUUGUCGAGUACCCAUACGCUGAAACAAGGCCGGUCACUCUCACGCACAAGCAGUCGGCACCUCUGAUCGGUGCUUGGCACAUGUUCGGUUAUUUGAGAAACCUUCAGAGCGCUGAUCUUAAUCUGCCUGGAGCCCAGCAGGUCUGGCUCAAAGAGCAGAUGGAGAGAAUAUUGGUCAUUUACUUCCAAAAAUAG